UCCGCGUCUCCGCCCCUACGACUCCGCCAAAAACGUGUACACGUCACAGCAAUGACUUCCGGCGGAAGGUAAAGCCGGUUCCGAGUUCUGUCCGAAAGAAUGCAUGGAGUGGAUACACACGGCUGUGUGAAGUUUGUUGAUCUGAGAAAGGCCACUUCUUGUUCCAUGGAUGAUGGCGUUUGAGCAGAUACCAAGAAAGGAUUGGUACAGCGUUCUGGGAGCAGACCCAUCUGCAAGUGUGUCAGACUUAAAAGAAAAGUAUCAAAAACUCAUUUUAAUGUACCAUCCAGACAAACAAAGUGCAGAUGUGCCAGCAGGAACAGUGGAGGAAUGCAUACAGAAGUUCAUCGAAAUUGAUCAGGCGUGGAAGAUUCUAGGGAAUGAAGAGACAAAAAAAGAGUAUGACCUGCAGCGGCAUGAAGAUGAUCUAAGAAACAUUGGACCAGUAGAUGCGCGAGUAUAUCUUGAAGAAAUGUCCUGGAAUAAAGAUGAUCACUCUUUUUCUCUGAGCUGCCGAUGUGGUGGAAAAUAUAGUAUUUCCAAGAAUGAAGUAGAAGAAGUUGACCUGAUUUCUUGUGAUACAUGCUCACUAAUUGUAGAACUCCUUCAUUAUAGCUGAAGUUACUCACUACUUGGAAUCCUUUAACUGUGUAUUCAGACAUGAUGAGGAGAGUCCAUUCGAGCAAACAUGAAGCUUAAAUGAGUAGAUUCUCUUCAUUGUCAUCUCUGUUACUUGCUGAGAAAAUAUAAGAUUGUUAAGCAGAGGCCACCUCAGAUAAAUAGAAAAUUAGUUGUUUUUAUUUAUAAUUUAUACUUACCUAUUGCUCCCCCAAAAAGGAUUUGAAUUAGAAAUUAAAUUUAGUCAAUUCCUGUCUAAGAACUUUAUUAUUGGUUUGUUUCCUCCUUCGUACAAAAUAAGAAUUUUCUUUUUCCUCCUGUUUAAAUGGGUAACAGUAUCAUCAUAUUUGUUUACUAAAAAAGCAGAUGAUGUUUCUAGUUGCUAAAGUUACAGGCCAUCCUACGUCUAUCUCAAAUUCUAGGGUUAUUAGAAUUAAAUUAGAAUCUUUGUGAAUAACAUAUGAGCCUUGUUCCCCCAUAAUGAAGGCUGAAUAUGGAUAUUCAUGAGGUUAUUUCACAGUUAAUAAAGAAGGCAGAAUGGCAACUAUAGAAAAAAGGAUGGCUUCAGACGCAGAAGGUUCAACUCCAUUCCUGGCCCUAUAUUUUCAAAUGCAUAUGGCUGUACUGAAGGGAAGGAGUCCUGGUGGCAAAACAGUUAAGCACUCGGCUGCUAACUUAAAGGUUGGUGGUUCAAACCCACCCAGUGGCUCUGCGGGAGAAAGACCUGGCGAUCUGCUCCCAUGAAAAUUAUAGCCUGCAAGAACCUAAGGGGUUGCUGUGCAUUGAAAUUGACUUGACAGCACCCAACAGCAACAACAACAUACUGAAGUGUGGAGUAAGCUCUUGAACAUGGCCAUUUUCGAUUUUAGAAUGUAAUUUACGAAAUGGAAGCUUUAAAAAAAAAUCAUAAAAAAUUGGAAAUGGGUACACUAGUUUCCUUUUCAUUUCAGAUUAUUUAGAUUAAUGCCUGUAAUUAUGAAUAACAAAACCAUUGCACUGCUUGUAUAAUGAAAUGGUCUUUUUUAUAUUUUUUAUUACAGCUGACUGUAGAUGUCAUAACCCUUAAAUAUUUAUUUUUCUACAUAUAUAACAUUCUGUGUAAAAUAUAAGUCAGCAUUUAAAGAACCUUAAGGAAUCCUUUACAGGAUCACUGAAAAAUUUUAAUUUAACUUCAUAUGAGUCAGCCAAGCGUAUGACAUAGAAGCUUUUUAGGUGAAAACUCUUGGUGUUGUCAGGUUGGACUUCUAAAUAAGAGUAGUUAACUACUCUCAGUCACAAAUGUAACUGAAGUAUAAGGCAUGUUCACGAAGAGUAGAUUACUUUCAUUAUACCAGUAACACCAAAAAUCCCAAAAGUGAGGUAGUCUUCUAGGUUUUUCCCCUAAAAAUAUUUUUACAUCUGUCAUAAAAUUUAGAUGACUUAUUUUGGUUUAUAUUUUUAUCUAUCCAUAUACUUUGCAAGCUAUAUUUAACAUAGCUUGCAGAGUGUGUGCCGCUUAUUCCUUACACUUAACAAAAAUAGCUAAAACUGAAUAGCAAAUAGUUUAUUGGUGAAUACAUGGUUUCAGUGACAAUAAUUCACUUAAACAGGAGAUAGUAAGUCAAAAGAAUAAAUGCUUGCUAAUCAUCAGAAAAUCUGUGGCCAUUGGGGUUGUCACGUAGGAAUCCAAAAUCACUCAAAGGCCAAAUCUGUAAAAUAAAAAUGUGGUUGAAGACAGUUAAUGAAAGUGAUAUUAUAUUAUCAUCAUAAUCCUUUUUUUCCAUAUAUCUCUUUUCUCUAUGCCAGAUAAUUAUAUGCUUUCUCUUUACUCUUCAGUCAAGAACAAUUUUUUCUGCAUUAUAAUAAGACUUUAGAAAAUAAGCUUGUAGGUAUGUAUGUAUUUAAACUCUGAAGUUUGGGCCAUUCAAACAAUAUACAAAAAAUUAUGUAUUGUGUGAAUAUAUAUGUGGGUAUAUAAUUGUGUAUGUAUGCUUGCUUUUACUACCCCAAAUAAGAGUUAACUGUAAACCUUCAACUUAAAAUGUUUAGGAUUUGGGUACUUCAAUAUGACAUCUGUUUAAAUGUAAAGAAUCCUGUAAAUUAUCCAACAACCCCAAAUAUUCAUGUGUGUUUUUCCCUUACUGCUGUGACAAAAAGGAGGAGCUAAUGAAAACCACCUUUUCCAAGACUCAAACAUUUACUAUAACCACAAUUAAGUCCUGUACUCACUUUACUGAGGUAUCCUAGUAUGGGGUUGUUGGACUCUAGACUGGCUCGACUGCAAACAAAUAUACCCACUCUUCACUUAUCGACUGUCUCUGCAAAUGAAUAUACCCACUCCUCACUUAACCGUCUGAUUAUCUGACAUUUUGCAUUUACAACAAUAGUAAACAAUCUACUCUCUAUUUUGCACGUUAACGACAUACAUCUGGCAGUAACGAAUGCCGAGGUGAGAGGUGAGAGUAACACUGGCUGUGAUGGGUAUGUGUCAACUUGGCUGGGUGGGCCAUGAUUCUCAGUGGUUUGGCAGUUAUGUAAUGAUGUAGUCAUCCUCCAUUUUGUGAUCUCAUGUGAGCAGCCAAUCAGUGGAAAAGGGUGUUUCCUUGGGGGUUUGGCUUGCUUCCAAGAGAAAUGAUGUUUCAGCAAGGCUCACUCUCACUCUGGAUGCUGCAUCCGACUCAUCAUUAUCUGACCUUCGGUUUUUGGGACAUGAGCAAGUAGCCUGCUGCCUGACCUGUAGAUUUGCGAUCUGCCAGCUCCGGUGGCCCUGUGAGCCAGCAGCCUGCCAUCUGACCUGCGAGUUUUCACAUAAUGACCUGGUCUUUGAAACCUAACCAUGUCAGUAAGUGAGGAGUGAGUGUAUUUAAUAUAUGUGCUCAGGCUAUAUAUUGUUGUAGAAGUUGUACAAGAGAAAAGUAGAUUUUUGGAGAUUGCAGGUGUUCAGUCAGCUAUAACUAAAGUUGUUUGAAAUUUAUUAUUCAAACAAAAAUUACUCUGGGGAUUCUUAAUUACCUCUAUCUAUAGGGAGGGGGACAGUACUGUUUUAUAUACAGCUAUGAAAUAAUUACCAGCAUGUUCAUAAAAUGUAUUCAUUGCAACAGUUAAGUCCAAUGACAGCCCUUAGAUUUCAAAGUUCAUGCUGAAAGCAACUUUUUUUCCUACUUAGAGAAGAAAGCCUCCAUCUUAAACAGAAAACACUACCUUAAAGAAGAUACGUCCUCUUAUUAAUCCAUAUGGAAUAGGUCCAUAGUACCUGGAAUCUGUAGAAUUCUGUAGAUUAUCACCUUCUAACCAAACAUGACCCAUUGGCACCUAGAAUUAGAGAAGAAAAGCAGCCCCUUUAAAAAAGAAAAAAACUAAUUUGGGCACUACAAAUAAAAAACAUGCGUUUUGGUGAUGAGGAAAAUGUCCUAAAAGUUCUUUUAUAAAAUACAUACAAAUCCUACUAUUUACAUUUUUGCUUUUAUUUCUUGCACAACAAAAUGAUAAUUUUUAGUCAAUAUCAAACGUUUCAACUUUUUUAAGUCUUACCUUUUUUUGUAACAUGGUUCCCAAACAAUUUGUUACACAAACCCCAAACAGAGGUUAUGAGAGAUCAAAAUAGUGUGACAGGGUCAUUAAUUUAAUAGACUUCAAAGGAGGUCAUUAGGAUGCUGACUGAAAAUGUGCCCUCCUGUCUCAGUAACAGCAUAAACAGGGCAGCCACUCACUCUGCAAAAUCCUGGGGCCAGUACCAAGGCCAGACUUAUUAGAAUGCUCAUGAUGAACUACAUGGUAAUUGAUUGUGACAUCAAUUACAAAUAAUCUCAUCAUUUUAUUAGAGUGGGCUUGUCAGAAUUCUAAUUAAGAUCCCUGUUCUGCCUUUGUACAGGCCAUAUCUUCAAUGCAUUAUACUUCAAUAAUGACCAUCAAGAACUAGGAAGGCAUUAAAAAAUCAUCAGUUUUAAAAUUAAUGAUGACCUUUUACUGAAUGAAAAGACUCUAUCUCCUAUAUGUCCUAUAUAUUAACUGGUUAUCAUAACUUUAAAAUUUUACUCUAUCACAAUGAUAAACAUACUUAGAACACAACACAUUACUUUAAAAAAAGCCUUCUGCAGUAUGAAACAUUUGCCCAUUAAUAUCUAUUGACUGUAAUCUUAAAAAAUUAUUGUUUAGCAACAAUUUUUAAAAUUGCUUUUUAAAGUCUGUACAGUUUUGUUACCUAAGAAAGUUGAAUUAUUGACCAGACUGAAG
Messenger RNA from Trichechus manatus latirostris (Florida manatee), 4830 nucleotides. It is a transcript of the gene DNAJC24, whose product is annotated as DnaJ heat shock protein family (Hsp40) member C24. The transcript is spliced from 5 exons. Gene Ontology annotation, molecular function: ferrous iron binding; ATPase activator activity. Bases 170 to 619 code for a protein of 149 amino acids. Lineage: Eukaryota; Metazoa; Chordata; Mammalia; Sirenia; Trichechidae. Gene Ontology annotation, biological process: positive regulation of ATP-dependent activity. The record is from RefSeq and is a predicted model, not a curated record.